AAAAAAACAACAACCUCUCUGGCCGCCAUUGGGAGCAUUGCGCCUGUUAACACAACAGGACCAAGACAUGCUAGCUCAUUUCUUGACAGCAAAAACCUUUAAUAAGUUUAUUUUUAGUUUUCUCUUUAGCAUUGUUGGUUGAAGUGUCGCUGCAACAACAAGCAGCCGCUUUCUAAACGAGGGUCAGUGGUUCACAGGAGGAUUCGAUUCAAAUCUGACGCUCCGGAUGGAUCUGCACUGGCUGUCUAUGACCUGACUUCAAACUUGGAAGCUGUCAUUUGAGUCACCUGAUUCUCAUCCCUGAAGCUGUUCCUGGACUCACCAGACUCCUCACAUUAUGAGAGACCAUCAGAGGGGAAGCAGCAUCAGGAAAUUCUCAGUACCGACAGGAAGACCCGUCAGAAUGACCACCGUGACCUGAGAGCUUAGACAGUUUUUUUACGCGCUGCUAAAAUGGCGUCGCCGGUCUGGCAGUUCUACCAGGUCUCCGAAAAAGACAGUAAAUUUGCAAUUUGCAAGGUGUGUUCCAAGGAAAUCCCUCGUGGAGGAUCACAACCCAAAAAAUUCAACACCACGAACCUCAUCAGACAUUUGAAGGUGAGGCAUGCCGAGGAAUAUGACGAGUUUUCAAAGCUAGCCAGCACCAAGGCAGAGAGGGAGCGGUUCCGUUUAGCGGCUCAAGCACCACUCACUCAGCUGCCGGUAACAGAGACGUUGCAACAGCAGCAGCCCUACAGCAAAACCAGCAAGAAACCAAAAGAAAUAUCAGCCAAAAUAAUGGAAUUCAUUUGCCUUGAUCACCAGCCGCUGUCUAUCGUGGAGGACGAAGGGUUCAAAAGACUCAUGUCCUACUUGGAUCCACGCUACAUUCUGCCAGGACGUAAAUAUUUCACUGAUGUAUGCCUGCCACAGUUAUACCAAGAAGUGUAUACACAUAUUGACAAUCUCAUGAGGGACAACAUCAAAUCGUUCAGUUUCACAAGUGACAUUUGGAGUUCAAAUGUAUGUCCCAUGUCCAUGUUGAGCCUCAACGCUCAGUUUGUUGAUGAAAACUUUGAACUACACAAAGUUGUUCUUCAUUCUCAAGAUUUCUCAGGGUCACACACGGUGGAGGCUCUCGCUGCCACAUUCAUCGACAUGUUCCAGACGUGGGGAAUCCCAAAGGAAAAGGUGCACGUUAUUCUAAGGGUUAAUGCCAAGAACAUGGAGAAGGCCAUGAGGGAUGCGGAUUUACCCAGCCUUCCAUGCAUGGCGCAUACACUCCAGCUCGCUGUGUCUGAGGGAGUUUUGUCACAGCGUAGCUUCAGUGAUGUAAUAGCCUCUGGAAGACGCAUCGUCAGUCAUUUCAAACACUCCCAGCUUGCCUACUCACGACUACAAAGUAUCCAAAAACAACUGGGCCAGCCUAUUAAAAGGCUACAGCAAGACGUCCCCACCAGGUGGAACAGUACUUUGUACAUGCUCCAGAGUCUACUGGAGCAGAGACAGGCCCUGUCUGCUUAUGGAGCUGACUAUGACUUACCUGCCAUGUUCACAGACAGCCAGUGGACAUUGGUGGAAAAUAUGAUUUCCUUGCUCGCCCCCUUUGAGGAGCUCACGCAGCAGAUCAGCUUAUCGACUGCAUCAGCUGCAGAUGUCAUACCAUCCAUCAGAGCUUUAACUCGUCUCCUUGAGAAGACGGCAGAGACUGACCAGGAUGCUAAAACGUCUAAAGCCACAUUGUUGGAAGCGGUCCAGAAGCGAUUCCGUGACAUUGAAUCUGAGCGCUUGUAUACCAUCGCCACAGUCCUUGAUCCGAGGUAUAAAGACAGAUAUUUUCCCGACGCACUCAAACCCCAGAUUCGUGAGCUGCUUUCUGACGUCCUGGCUGCUGGGCCGGAGCAGCAGAAUGGUGAGGGGAGUCUGGCAGCGAGCGACUCCGAGCCCCCAGAGAAAGUCCCACGAGCUGGCUCCUUGCAUGCUAUGUAUGCUGAACUGUUGGAUGAAGACGGGGAACACGGCGGCGACGACAGCUGCAGCUCAGCAUCGUCGCAGAUGAACCUCUACCUGUCGGAGCCAGUUAUCCCACGAAACGGACAGCCGCUUGUUUUUUGGCAGUACAAUAAAGGCCGCUUCCCCGCUCUCGCACAAGCGGCACGGACCUACCUGUGCGCCCCGUGCACAAAUGUGGACAGCAAGCAACUUUUCAUCACCGGUGGGAACGUUGUAGAUGACAAGAGGAACAAGCUGUCUGCCAAAAAUGUGGAGAUGCUUAUUUUUAUAAAGAAAAAUAUGCCAUUGAUGCUAAAGAAGUGAGCGUCGAGAUCUCUAUUCCUCCCUCUUACCUUAUAGUGCUCUCUCAAACUGCCUCAGCUUCCUAGAACAAAAAGCAGCUACUACAGACCUUAUCAUUGACUUGUGAUAUAAAAGCCGUCACGACGGUGCAGCUGUGGCUCCGUAAUUAAGAGUGUCAGCGUGCUUUACUUGACAUCUCCAGAGACACCUGCUCAAAGCCCAACAACACGAUACGACACGUGGCAGAGUGACUUGUUUGGCCUGCACUGAGAAGUGAGCUUAAGUUACAAAUAUAGAUAGAUACAGAUGUGGAGGUAGACAUUUUUUUUGUUGGUUUGUGUUUUUGUAUCUUGUUACUUUCUGGUCACUUUAUUGCCUGCGGUCCGCUGUCUUCUAAAUGCAGAGAAAAACUGAGGCCUGACUGGACGGAUUGAGCCAGUGGCCAAAAAUUGAAUAGAACAAGAGAUUCCUUUUGUCUUCCUGCCUUUUUUAAAUUCAUACUUUCUAAAAAGAAAAUUUCAAAACCAUGAAUAAAAAAUUUGAAAUGACCUUUCUGUUAUUUUUUUUUUUCAAAAAUGCAAACCCCAAAUCUCAAAGUUAGAAAUACUAUACCAGUUGAAAAAUUAUACAAAUAUGCUCUAAUUAAUGAUUUUAUUUCUUUUUUAAAAAAAUUUGUAUUAAAACUGAGUGCCUCAGAUUUUUUUCAUCUCUAGCCAAACCACAACUAUGUUACUGUCUCCCAUAUAUUCAGACCUUAUGCAGCUCUGUCACUGUCUUGAAUGAAUACUUCCCGGCAAGAUGACCAUUUGUAUAUAAAUAACUCACCGUGUGUUACCUUGAAUUUGUGAGGAAACUGUUUUUCUCACAUGCCUCUAUGAUGAUGGAGUAUUUCUAAAAAGGGGAACAUUCUUCAUCAAUUGAAGUAACUGGGGAACUUGCUCAAGCAGAGCUCAUACAUUCACUGGCCACUUUAUUAGGUACACCUGUUCAACUGCAUGUUAUCGCAGAUACCUAAUCAGCCAAUCACAUGCCAGCAACUCAAUGCAUUUCGGUCAGAGGAGAAUGGCCAGACUGGUUC
Messenger RNA from Epinephelus lanceolatus (giant grouper), 3352 nucleotides. Its product is annotated as zinc finger BED domain-containing protein 4. The record is from RefSeq and is a predicted model, not a curated record. Gene Ontology annotation, molecular function: protein dimerization activity; DNA binding. NCBI's taxonomy places the organism in Eukaryota, Metazoa, Chordata, Actinopteri, Perciformes, Serranidae.